GAAAUAUUUGAAACGCGAAUAUAAGUACGCAUACAGGAUUUCCGUAAGCCACGCAAUCACGUCACACAAACGGUUAUAAAUGGUAAGGAUAGACAAUUAUUAAACAAAACUUAAGCGUGCAAAUAAGAAAAGACUACAAAUGGCACAACCAUUUUUUAACAACGGUCAUUAUCACUGCGAAAAUCUAAAACAUGUAGCCUUGUGCUUAAAACAACUUAUUCAAGAGCAUCAUCAGAAAGUUAUCGAAACAGUUAUCUCACAAAAUCAAGAACAAACUAACAACAUUACACGAAGUGUAAUUGGGGCAAAUCGAACGCUUGUUCAUAAUCUUAGAGGAAAUCAACCAGAUUUGCGCAAGUUUCUAGUAGCUGUUCUCAUUAUUCUUGUGACAGUUGUUGUACAUUUUAUGAUGACUAAUGGCCCCUCUCCUUCAAUCCACAUCAAGUUUCAAUGUAACAAUCAUCAAAAAGAUUCAGCACCGUGUGUAAAGUAUGACUGGAUGCAUUUCAAGGAUAAUGGCAUAAUUUAUGUAGCCCUGUUUCCCGUUACAGUGGAGAAAAACGCUUUUGAAGAUAACCGGAAAAUGGGGUACUUCAAACAUCAUAUAUAUGUUCAUUAUGUGCAUAUAAUCUUGACUGAUGACCAAUGCCACGUGAUUCUAGAGGAUUCAAAACCACAAUGUGAAAUGACGUCAGAAACACUUAAAGCUGGUUAAUCAGGGUUUUGUCAAGAAAUGGAUUUGUUUGAAAUUUGAACAAAUGAUCAUUUAAACUUAAUUAUGUUCACUGAGUGCUUAAAACAUGUUAGAUUUUCACUCAAGGUCUUGUUAAAAUUUGAUUUUCCUAUCCUGGUUCCAAAACCAAUAUAGAGACACUUAAGCAGAAGUAUAAAUUUGAUAAACAUAUUUUGUCUGAUGAAUAUUACGAAUAUGAUAAAAGUGUAAUUUUGCAUUGACAUUUAUACUUUAGCUGAAAUUCAAUAGAAAUCCAAGUUUAUUAAAUUUAAUCGUUAUUACCACCCUUGGGCAAGCAAGAUAGGUCUGGAAAGCUACAAUUUCAUCCUGUUUGGUUAAGGUUGUUGAAAUAUCCCAAUAUCAAUCAAAUAAAAAUGUAAAACAAGAAACCAGAAAUACGUUGCUUUUUUAAAUACUUUUAUAUUAAAGGGACGUAAUUACAUACUGAGCAAUCAACUUCUAGUUCUACACAGCGCAAAACAUUUUUAUUUAAACUUAGUUUCUUUGAGAAAUGUUAUUAAAAAUUUGACUUUAAAGACCCACCGUGACCUAGUGACCUACUUUUUUAUCUACAAAACAUCAUGCAAACCAUUCUCAUGAUACAGGUAAUAUACAGCUAUACUACAAGUUUUCAAAUUAGGCCCUUUCCUGAAUAAAUGUGUUUUUAUAACUUCCUCUGCAAACAUAUUCAGUCAAUCUCUUUUCAGCAUAGUUUCAAAAAUACAUAUGAAUAACUAUCUUACAUUGUAGAAACAAUAAGUGAUUGAAAUUUAACUAGAUACACUGAUUUCUGUUCAUAUUGCUACAAUAAUUCAAUAAAAUGUUAAGACAUUACACACAUUGUCUUGGCCUAAUAUAUGUCACUGCCAGUUUGUAACUAAAUACUUGUGUAUCUCAUUUUUCAUGCCAAUCAUAAUAACUAACAUCAUUGAAAUAUCAAAGAAUGGUGCGUCUUUAAUUAUAGAAAUAAAGCGUAUGAGGAAACGGG
Messenger RNA from Mercenaria mercenaria, 1721 nucleotides. RefSeq lists its product as uncharacterized. The transcript is spliced from 4 exons. Bases 140 to 715 code for a protein of 191 amino acids. Lineage: Eukaryota; Metazoa; Mollusca; Bivalvia; Venerida; Veneridae. The record is from RefSeq and is a predicted model, not a curated record.